ACGUUUCUCUUUCCUCCGGACCUUCUACCAAGAUGGCGUCCCGUAAAGAGGGUGCCGGCUCUGGCUCCACCAGUUCGACUUCUGCAACCGGCGCGGCCUCGGGCAAAGGAAAAGGCAAAGGUAGCUCGGGGGAUUCGGCCGUGAAGCAAGUGCAGAUCGACGGCCUGGUUGUUUUGAAAAUAAUUAAACAUUACCAAGAAGAAGGACAGGGGAAUGAAGUUGUCCAGGGAGUACUUUUGGGUCUGGUGGUAGAAGACAGACUUGAAAUCACCAAUUGUUUUCCCUUUCCCCAACACACGGAGGAUGAUGCUGAUUUUGAUGAAGUCCAAUAUCAGAUGGAAAUGAUGCGCAGUCUUCGUCACGUAAAUAUUGAUCAUCUUCAUGUUGGUUGGUACCAGUCUACAUACUAUGGCUCUUUUGUCACCCGUGCUCUUCUGGAUUCCCAAUUCAGUUACCAACAUGCAAUUGAAGAGUCUGUAGUUCUCAUUUAUGAUCCCAUAAAAACUGCUCAAGGAUCUCUGUCAUUGAAGGCAUAUAGGCUGACUCCUAAGCUGAUGGAAGUUUGUAAAGAGAAGGAUUUUUCUCCUGAAGCAUUGAAAAAGGCAAACAUCACCUUUGAGCACAUGUUUGAAGAAGUGCCGAUUAUAAUUAAAAAUUCACAUCUGAUCAAUGUACUAAUGUGGGAACUAGAAAAGAAAUCAGCUGUGGCAGAUAAACAUGAAUUGCUCAGUCUAGCCAGCAGUAAUCAUCUGGGGAAGAGUCUGCAAUUGUUGAUGGACAGAGUGGAUGAAAUGAGUCAAGAUAUUGUUAAAUAUAACACCUAUAUGAGAAACACCAGUAAGCAGCAGCAACAGAAACAUCAGUAUCAGCAGCGCCGUCAGCAGGAGAAUCUCCAGCGCCAGAGCAGAGGAGAACCUCCCCUCCCUGAAGAGGACAUGUCUAAACUCUUCAAACCUCCUCAGCCACCUGCUAGGAUGGAUUCACUCCUUAUUGCAGGCCAAAUUAACACUUACUGCCAAAACAUCAAAGAGUUCACUGCACAGAACUUGGGCAAACUCUUCAUGGCUCAGGCUCUCCAAGAAUACAACAACUAGAAAGAGGAAACCCGUGACUUCUGGUUUGCUUCCAGAUAAGGUGUUGAUUGAUACUUACUCUGACAUCACCUGCGGAUAGCUCUUCCAAGGAAUAGAAUUUUCUUAAUGAAAAUGACAGUACUCAUUUAAUAUAAUGGACUCAUUUUGGCAGUAAAAUUGUUCUUGUGAAAAAAUAAAAUUUGUUUUUAAUAUUC
Vombatus ursinus (common wombat) is the source of this 1288-nucleotide messenger RNA. It is a transcript of the gene EIF3H, whose product is annotated as eukaryotic translation initiation factor 3 subunit H. Gene Ontology annotation, cellular component: eukaryotic translation initiation factor 3 complex; cytosol; cytoplasm. NCBI's taxonomy places the organism in Eukaryota, Metazoa, Chordata, Mammalia, Diprotodontia, Vombatidae. The transcript has 8 exons. Bases 33 to 1094 code for a protein of 353 amino acids. The record is from RefSeq and is a predicted model, not a curated record. Gene Ontology annotation, molecular function: translation initiation factor activity; metallopeptidase activity; protein binding.